AUUGGCACUCCCUUUCCCCCAGUAGAGGGAGAAAGAUGGCGCCCACACACGUACUGAGAUGCUGUCAACGGGGUUUAGCAUGGAUACCUGUGAUUUUUAUCGCCCUGGUGGUCUGCUGGUCGUAUUAUGCUUACGUGGUGGAGCUUUGUAUAUGUAAGUAGACGUCCUUCCGCUGGCUGUUUCCUCGUUAGGUCCUUUAAACCGCAGAUGUUUUCAUUGUGCCGCUGCUGUCCACACUAACAUACAGCUGCUGCUGCUGCUGGCCAGCAGGAAGUAAAUGGACUGCAGCUCAACAAUGGUGUUGGCAAGCCUGACCAAAUCCAGAUACUGCUAAUUAUCUGUCCGCUGUCAUCGAUUUGGGUCGUCUGGUUUCUAUGGGGAAUUUGUUUUGAACAAAGGGAAACUUUCACAGAGCUGUUAAUAUUGUAGCAUGGAGUCUUUCUUUUGUUUUUCUGCUGUAAUGAAUGGAGUCUGGGUGAAGACUUAAACAGCUGACUAAACGGCUCUUGGCCGGUUGUCCACAUGAAUACACCCUAAAUCCAGCCUCCCUGUACUGACCUAUUUUACUUAUCAACUCGGGUAAAGUGUGGACUCGUGGUGUAAAAAAGAAUUUAACUGUAAAAAAUGUUGAAAUAAAGCAGAUAAAAAUGAACAUAAUUUGCCAGUGAAUAAUGCAUGUCUUUUAUAUUCAAGAGUUCCUUAACUUUUCCAUUAACCUCCAUUGAAAAUAUGUAGUUUGGUUCAAUGUUGUUGUGCCUUGGUUUUAAUGUGAUAUGAACCACAUUUGUAUUAUCCAUCAGUACACAGAGAAUACCAGCCAAGAAGACACCUUACUUUUUGACUUUUUCUGAGAUAGGCUGAAUAAACUGUAAUAGUGGUGGUAAACUUUCCCCAUAAGUGACUAAAUUCGCCUCUGACUAAAUGGUAGUCAUCAAAAUCCUUUCCAAAUCAGUUUGGAUCAGACAGGAUCACAUUGGCAAAAAAGAGAGACCGUAAGUUCAUUUCUGAUGUAGGACACAGAAAUCUCCUUAAGCAAGUCUAUAAAAUGCUAAAAAAAGAAAUAUCUUUAUUCCUUUUGCAACAUAGGGAUUUGCGAUUUGAUUAAAAGCGUUAAAGAAAUGACUGCUUUAACCUUGAAAUGUAAUAAACACGAACCGAAAUUAGGGAAAGAGACAUGAUAUUAAAAAUAAACAUAUUUUGCUAUGUCGAUUGCUGAAACUUUUUGUGGUUUAUAAAUUUAUCUUCAUUUUUUUUCUCUCUUGCAGUCACCAUCCCCAGUAUAGGAGAGCAAAGUAAGUGUUUUUUGGGAAUGUUUAUUUAAUACAUCAUGAUUGGAAUUCACUGGGCUGAGCCAGUUUGCUGCUAAUUGGGAUAAUCUCUCCGUGCUCUGGUGAAAUAUGCUCUGUACACUUAGAAGGAGAAAAAAAAAGCUGGCACAGAUAGAAAACGUGAUCUCUCAAAGUGCUGUGGUCAGUCAGCUUGAAGCAGAGCAGCUCCUCAUUCAGCAUUAGCUUUUCCUCUCAUUAAUUGAAUUACGCUGAAGUAUAUCACAGCAACAUAUCACGUACAUAUCAGACUGUCUCCUGAUGGCCCUGGUGAUUUUAUCUGUCUUUCCUUCAGUUGUCUACCUGAUCUUCUUCCACCUCUCUUUCAUCAUGUUUGUAUGGUCUUACUGGAAGACCAUCUUUACCAAACCUGCCAACCCUUCCAAAGAGGUAAAACAACCUGAUCCCACUAAGCAAGCUUAAUGUGUCUGUAUUUCUCUAAAUAAAUCAGAUGCAUUGGUAAAAUUGAUCCAUUUUCUGUUUCUUUUUUUUCCUCCAGUUUUGCCUGCCAAAGGCUGAGAAGGAGCGUUAUGAGAAGGAGGAGAGGCCAGAGUCCCAGCAAGAGAUCCUGUGGAGAGCUGCCACCAGUCUGCCUCUGUACACUCGCACAGGAGCAGGAGGUACGUCUGUGUGUGGGAAUGAAUCUUUCUGUCUGUUUGUAUCGCCGCGUUUAAGUAUUAACAGAGUACCAUUGUGUUGGUGUGAUGCAGCAAUCCGUUACUGUGAUCGAUGUCAAGUCAUCAAGCCGGACCGGUGUCAUCACUGCUCCGCGUGUGACAUGUAAGAAGAUCGUGCAUUUCGGACUCCUCCCACUUUAAUUCAAGUUAAAGCAACAUUAUCAUUCUCUGUUGUUGUUUUAAUCUCUACGCUUUUAUUUGAUCUCUCUCUGUGUAGGUGUGUCUUGAAGAUGGACCACCAUUGUCCCUGGUACGUAACAUCUGAAGCACAAAUAGAUAUACUUUACUUCCUGGUUGUGUCAUGUGUCCAUUUUCAUUUCUCUUUUUGGUCAUGUUUAAGCUCCUUUAGGAGUUUCCAUGUCCUUAAAAAUCACAUAAAAAUUAACACUGAUGCCUGAAGAACAAAACCGAUGAUUUUGAGACAAUAAAAUAGUCAAGCUUUUUACCAAUCCCAAAGAGAGAUGGGCUUUAUUUUGCACAAAGAUCUCAUUUGUACUCAAGUUUAAAACAAACACAGGCAGUAGUAGAGAGAGGAAAAUGUAGUUUCAGUCGUACAAUGGGCAUCAUUUUGCACUUUCCAGUCCAUCAGGUUUUAAACAAGGUUACAUCGCUCCCUCCAGUCAUAUUCCAACCAUUGUUGUCCCCCUGUUCCAUAAUCGUAUCAUUUCCUUCAGUUCAGUCCUACAGCUCCCUUCCUUUAUUUCACUUCACAUAAGUAGUGUAAGUGUUUGAGGCUGUCUCUUAAAAUCGAGCGAGCACAGGCUGGUAUAACCCUAAAUGUAAAUCAGAGUUUUAUAACCAAAGCGAGUUUUAUUAACAGUCUAUGCAACCCCGAGAGUAACACAACGCCUCUUCCCUUAUAAAAAUAUCAGGCUGAUAAGAUCUCUGCCUAGAGGAAGUGAUGUCAGUCCUGACCUUUCCUUAUUUUUUUUUUUUGUCUCUAGGGUGAACAACUGUGUUGGUUUCUCCAACUACAAGUUCUUCAUCCUCUUCCUGGCUUACUCGCUGGUGUACUGUUUGUUCAUUGCAGCCACCGUACUGCAGUAUUUCAUAAAGUUCUGGACAGUGAGUAAUGAUGUGGAUGGGGAUGUGUGAUGAUACAGAGGGUCCAGAUGUGGUUGCAUGUGGAGCAUCCUUGGAGUGUGUUGUGCAUGGUGCUGACUGCUCCUCUGUCUUUUUUUUUUCCCUCUGUCCUCUCUGACCUUUGGCCCCACAACCCCUCUCUCUCUUUUUUCGCUCUCUGUUAUCCCCAGUUCUCGCACACUGGUUCAUUGUUCUCUGAUCUCUCUCUUUUUCUGUCUCCCCUCUCCACUAUCCAAACAAUCAGUCACACCACUCACUCAUGUGGUCACAAACACCUCCUCUCUUCUUCCCCUUGAUUUCCUCUCAUCUUCUUUCUCUUUCAUUUCUUUGUUCACUCCAUUCUGGGCACACUUUGUACAGUCACCCACUCUUUCUUCUUUUUUUCUCCCCCCUUUCACCAGACUUGGCCUUGACUUGUAAUUGCCUGCUCUUUACCAAGUGCCUCCUUCCCCUUCCACCUUUUUCUCUCCUGGUGUUGCUAACCAGUCUCGUUUCUGUUUGUACUAAAGCUUUGCCGGAGGAAAUCGGCAGAGAACUGCCCAAAGGUAACCAGCUGUCCUCCAAAGCCUUUAGUGUUGCCGUGCCUCACCAUCGUUGCCAUGGUUUUUGUUGUGAUGUGCGUGCAGUGACGUGGUUCACAUGUCUUCUCAUUCUUCUAUUUCUCUGUCUCUUUCCUUUUCUGUUUGACUUUCUCUCAGAUUUCUCUUUCUUUCCAUAAAUAACCGCAACGUAAACCGUUAUUGAUUCCUCUCUCGCUCUCCUCUUCUCCCGUCUCUUCCCCAGAAUGAGCUGCCAGACACUCACGCCAAAUUCCAUGUCUUGUUUCUCUUUUUUGUGGCGGCUAUGUUCUGCAUCAGUAUUUUGUCCCUCUUCAGCUACCACCUGUGGCUUGUAGGAAAGAACAGGUCCACUAUAGGUAACAAACACGCGCACACUCAACAGAUGUUUCCGCCGUAUAACCAGUCCAGAAAGAUAUCCAUGCACAUAUAUUCAUCCUGAGUUGAUUUUGAAUUUGUUAACACAUAAUUUAAGAGGUUUUCACACUUCUGAGGAUGUAAAUUUGGUUGCACAAUCAACUCUUUAUUUGUGGUUUUUGUUCAUUCCUGUCUCUCUAUGUCCCUCCCAACCACCAGAGGCAUUCAGAGCACCGGUCUUUCGGACGGGCUCUGAUAAGAACGGCUUCUCUCUGGGUUUCCGGAAGAAUAUCGCUCAGGUGUUUGGAGACCAGAAGAAGUACUGGCUGCUGCCAAUCUUUACCAGGUAAAAGAAAAGAAUAAGGAAUUAGAGAUAAGAGGAUAGAGAGUUUGGCUGCCCCAAACCCGAUACCGCUGCAAGCAUGUGUGUGCGCGUCACGUUUGUUUGUGCUGCAGUUUAAUUCCCUCUGACAGCACACGCAGCAUCACACUGAAAGAGUGAAGCAGCACUGAAAGAUCAUGCAGAAACAACACACUAGCGACAGGUGACUUCUUAUUCAUUUGGAUAUUAUUUUUUUCUUCUGUAUUUCUAUGAAUGAGUGUGUUUCUCAUCUGAUAUGUCCAGUUAAGAUUUUUUUUUUUUAGUUGCAAAAGUUUUGUUCGUCACUAUCAGUUAUUUCUCAUCUAUAUGAACUAAUACACUAUUGAGAGUCUGAACAAAAUGUUUUAUUUUGAAGUUGACUGGAUGCUUUGUGCUGUUUCAUUAGUUGGCUCCUGUUUAGCUUGAUGUGUACUGGACAGCAACUCUGCCUAAAAUAGACUUGGCACAAAUUUUUAGUGAGGCAUGGUAAAGACAUAUAUCUGCCAGGUUUGCUGGUGCAUGCUCACUCAAAAGUGACUAAAUCACCUGGAGACACACCACCCUCCUCUGCUGCUUUGUAGUUGAAGGAGUCUUUCCUAGAAUCCAGCUUCCUGCGAGGUGUACCUACUGGAGAGUGUAACACCAUUUUCUCUGUACAGAUGAUUUUGACACAGUGUGUUACUAGAGCAGUCUAAAAGUGGGGGUCUGAGUCAUGAAUGCUUUGCAAAGUGAAACCGACGGGUGAAAUGCACAAUACAUGGAAGUGAAUUUUCAGCUGUGCCACACUGCAGUGGGUCCACAACCAUGAAGCAGUCCACAGUGCUUAUUGUAGAAACACAAGAACCAGCUAGAGUGGGCACUGGAAUGCAGUGCACACGUGUGCUGUGGAAUCAAAACAUGGGCUUAAGCCAUAAGUGAUGUAAUUAGAGUGCUUUUAUUCAUGCAAACCACAAUAAUGAGCCUCUUAGAGAAGAUUUUUAUAAGAACACUCCUAGGCCAGUAAUGCGUCUUACUUUGCUGCUGGGAUAAGUGUGGGUCUUACCUUGCUAGGUGAGACUUAACACCAGUGCUGAUGUUGGGUCUCUGUAAAUGUCACAGAGUGUGGUGUAAAGCCUCUUACCAGAUAAAAUUUGAUGAGAAUUGGCACCGUGUAAGUAAAUAUUGAAAACUGAGACCAAACCACCUGAUAUACACAUUAUAAACGAUAAAAAUAAAUCAUUUUUUAAUUUAAAUAGAACAGAAUAAUAAGCCUUUGUCACCAUAUUUCAUCAUAGUGUUUAAUUUGCUGUGCUCUUGCGGGAAAAAAAGAAUGACAUGCACAUGCAGCACUCAAAACCACAUGCAAAUAGGGGUAAGAAAAUGAGGUAAACAAAAAUAUCUUAAUACAACAAGCUGCAUUUUGUCAAUGAAUCAAUGUUGCAUAAAACAGAUGAUUCAGAUGAGACCUCUUUACUGAAACCUGAGCUUAUCUGGAAGUUUUUGUUAAGCUUGUGAAACACAGGCUGGACUAAUCGUUCACUUACAACAUACAGGAGAUUCACUUCCCGUAACAAACGUACUAAACCAGUCACAUGUUACUCAAAGCCUUCCUCAAAAAGAAGGCAAGGAUAUCAGCAGAACAGACACUUAACAUGAUGAAUGUGGCUUUAGUUGGUCUAAUUGUAGAUAAAAUCUCUUUGGUUGUUUAAAGGAACUUCAGUUGUUUCAAAUAUGUUUCCUGUCUCUGUAUGUUUUCUGCUGUUUAAUCCACGACUCAGUGAGGCGAAACUUGACACCAGUAGGGAAUGAGCAAACCUCUUCCUCCUUUACAACAUCAGGUGAACUUUGUCAUGGUGUCUGUAUGUUGUUCUGCAGGCUGCCCACAUUUAUGUUGUCUCUCUCUUGUCUUUGUGUUCACUGCAGUCAGGGAGAUGGUCUAACGUUCCCUACACGGCUGGUAAACGCCGACAUAGAGCAAGCCACAGUCACCCUGCAGCCUGAGCCCGAUAAAAGGUAAUAAAUCUGUAAUAAAACAUCACCUGACACAUCGCCCUAAAAAGGAUUUAUGUAGUGGAAGAAUUCGUUGAUGCACAUCCCAUUCAGCUCUCUAAUUUGUUUUUUAGUGCUGCUGAAGUCCCUUCAAGCCCCCUCAGCGACUCACAGAAUCGCCUCCUGAGCAACGACCAGCAUGCCAACAACGUUGAAGACCAUCUGGCUAACAACACUCUCAAAUCAGGUGAGCACUACCGGGGAUGUUUUUAUUUCACAGACAAAAUUAACACCCUUGCUUUCCAUCUGUCACCUAAUUAUGUUUUCUUUCCGCAGCUGAAAGUGAAACCAUCACAAUCUCCAUGGAGAGCGAGUCCUAACCAGGUGAAUACGGGUAAACCACCCGAUGUUGUGAAAGUUUUCCUUCCAAAUCCAGAUUUCAGAUUUGAGUUUAAUUGACUGUAUAAAAAGAUGGAGCAGCCUGCUCCACCUCUCAUGGUGUUCACUCUUUUUUUUGUUCAGUGUGUUAAUGCUGCAUUCGAGUUACCUCGAGUCCGAGCUGGGAAUGACGUCACACCCGGGUUACCAGCGUUUCGGUUGCCAAGUCGAAAGAAAGCAAAAUCUGAGGCGAAAACUAGAUGGCUACAUGUACGAAAGUUAUUUUAGCACUUGCUUUGUCCUUGCUUAAAUUCAGACAAGGCAAGAUCGUAGAUGUAGCCAUCUUGUUUCCACCUUUGAUUUUGCUUUCCUUCGACUUGGUAACCGAAACGCUGGUAACUCGGGUGUGACGUCAUUCCCAGCUCGGACUUCUGACUUCCGAGGUAACUCGAACGCGGCAUAAAUGUCCUUGAUUCUACCAAUGAACACAACAACGGAGGAGCAGCAUUCGUCAACAGAGCUGUCAAUCAUAAGGUCACUUCCCCUUUUUGUGGCAUCAAAUCAGUUACCAAAUAACAUUUCUCAAAAGGUUUCAGUAUUAUUUGCCAUUUGAUACUAUUAAAAAAGGGCUACAACACCAUGAAUGACAGCUCUGUUGAUAAAGACGCUCCUUCAUAAGUGUUAGCAGGUUAAAUUCCUCUCACAAAUCUGCAAGAGGAGACCAACCCACACACUAUACAAAGGAGUCAUUGAACUUUCCACAACAGUGAAUGUCUGAUUUGAAUCAACUCACAAAAAUCUGUUCUGCUGCAGACUCUGCAGACCUGAGUUUUUAUAUCAUUAUGUUAAAUGUAUUACAGUGGAUGGAGAGGAGGUGAUGUCGAUAUCACCGCUCCACCAGCUGGUCCGUACUGUGCAGAGUUUGACUUCAAAUGUCAGUGGGGGUUAUCUCUGGGAAUACAGCUGGAGACAGUGGAGAGAUGUCAUCCAUCCUCAUAUGCAGCAUGUGUCAGAGAGCUGUCACCUCAUCCAUCUUUUUAUACAGUCUGAGAUUUUUGAGAAUAAGUCCAUGAGUCAGAGGCCAGAAGGUGUCAAAACUUAGUUAUCACUUUUGAAAAGGUCUUCAUGGUGUGGUCUCUUUUACCUGCCGGGUGUAAUGGCACUUUUGGACAAAUAAAGGCUGAAUGCUUGAAGUGAUCACAGUUCAUGUUUCAAAAUCUCAACCACAGACAUGGACCUUUUCAAAAACUAUCACCAAGUUGUUACUACCUUGAAUGGCAUGAAUAUCAGACUGAAUAAAAGUGUAUAAUUAGACCGACUUUAAGAUAUAAUUCCAAACGUCAGUGAUUUAUCUAAUCCUCUUUAUUUUGUUUCUUCUCUACCGCAGGAGAAACUCCGUCAUCUAAUACGAUGCCUUAAGAAAAUGCAACAGUUUAGUGUGUCACCAUGGCAACAGUCAGACUCAUUCAGAGUAACUAUGGAAAUGCAUAUUUACACCCAUGGUGUUGGCAUUACUCGCAUGCAGUGUCAUUGGCAAACCUCACACCUACCCCCACAGGACAUGUGAUACCAGCUGGUUCCCCCCUCACACACACCGACACACACACACGCUAACAUUCAAUUAGAAGCAUAUUUUCUUGUGUUGUUAAGUUUUUCUCACAGCUGGAGCAUUUACGAUGAUGAGAAAAUUGAAGAAUCCUUGAAAAAUAAGAGCUACUUUUUGUGUUCAGUGCGCCGCAAGUUUUAUUUUUGUUGGCACAAAGCUGCAGUGAAGAGCGCGGAAAAAGCUGGAGCAGUUUGUUUUUUUAUUGGUUUUGAACAUCUCUUUCUUUUUGUUGUUUUGUUUUGUUUUUCAAAGAAAGGCAGUACAUCUCGAGUGGACAGUCUACCUUUGUGAAAUCCUUUUUCUUUUUUUCCCUGUCUUUUAUUUUUCACUCGUAAUGUCGGAGCUUGUUCAUGGUCUGCACCUUUUUCUGAGAUGGAUGUUUCCCGUCAGAACCUGGACUAUCUGACAGUGAAGACUGAUGCUGGGUCUUUGGACGGCGUUUUGGAUAUCAGAGCACAAGAUGGCACAUUUGCACUUUGUCGAUUAUCAAUGUCCAUCAAACAACGUGCUGCUUUCUUUCUCUCUUUCUUUUCCUGGUCCAAAAAGCAUCGCAGGUAACACAGCUGUUGGAUAAGCAUGUGAUUUAUGGCGUUUUGUUUGUUUGUGUGAAUGUGUUAAAGUGUUCUUUCUUUCUUUCUUUAAACUCUAACAGAAAUUAAGAGAAUCAGCUUUUUUGUGUUUUUGUGGCCUACUGAUGUUCAAAGAUGCUGCUUUGAAAUGAACAGAUAGACCUGAGACAUGUAUCUCGUACUGUGCAAUGUGCAGCCUCCAUCACUACCUGUUGUUUUCGUGUCAGUCAUCCUGUUUUUUCUUGUACAGCUCAAUGCUUCAAACUCUACUAAGACAAUACUCAUUGCCAAAUAAGGGCUCUGACCUCUGAACCUGAAGUGUUUACAACAUCGUAGCUUUAUCCUCACUGGCCAGUGUCAUCAUAACCAAAUUCUAUUAACUUGUCUUUGUGGCACAAUAUUUUAUAGAAGUCAGUUCUGUCCCUCCUGCCUGUCAUAGGCCAUGAUGUCCUUGUAUUACAGCUGUUGGCCAGCAGGUGGUGACGUGUUUUUUGCCAUCAUUUCAAACUUCCAUUAUGUGGCUCAGGGUUCAAUUCACUUUUAACUCACAAGUUCAGCUUUUUUUAGAACUAGAUGCCUUGUUUAAUAUUUACUCAGUGUGUAAUCUUUUCCUAUACGUCUCUAUUAAUCACCCGUAUUUAAUUUGAAAGUGAAAGUGAAUUGAACCCAGCUGAUCUACUGUAAAAUUAGAAGUGUAGACUACUCUCUGUUAUCUUGAUCUUCUCUGUUUCAGCUGGGAGUUGGCUGUUCUGAUUGUGUCGUAUUCAAAGAGUUAGUGGUAAAUCAACAGGUGUGUUGUCAGCUGUCAGGGUGAAGCAGCCGGGAUGUGACAGUGAUGCAGCAGGUACCAUGAACUCUCUAACAAGCAUUUCAAAAGUAUAAGAUGACCCUCCUCGUGCAUAUCACCGUUUUUGUCGGUAUAACCAAAUAACAAGUAUUCAGGAAUGAGUUCACUGCUUUUUUAAGGAAUUUUGUUACUUGUAUGCAACUUUCCAGACCAUCUGAGCAGCAAAUUCCUGGUUUCUGUAUCAAAUCACAUCCCCGACUGUUGCCCAUUGAGCCUCCUACUAACUCAGCUCCACCAGCCUCUGGUGAAGUAUAAGUUUACAGCUGUUUCUCUUGUGUAGAGUGGAUUAGUGGUGUUGUAUGAUGUUUUUAUUGGUAAUAGCUGUCACCGUCGUGCUGAAUGUACCACAGAUGAAGCAGGCAGGGUAUUUAACUUUGACAUAGGGUUGAAAACAGCUGGCUCUUUAUGUUUACGUUUCAUCCUCCCAAUCAUGUUUGAGCCCAAGUGUAUUUAUAAUUACUUUCUACCAAGCAGGUGUUAAAUUGGAGGAUAUUUGUUAUUGUUCGGAUAACGGUGGCCAAGAAUCAGAAUCACACUGUGGUUUGAUCUCAGUUUAAUACAGCGAAUUACAGUCAGAGAUCACGAUCCAAGCCAAGGUUUUGUUCUAAUCAUGUUAAAAAUCUUUUAACCUCACACUUAAACAUUUGGUUAAAGAAAAAAGACAAAAAAAAAAACACUGUAGUGUGUCAUCUGGUUCCUUCCACUUGUCACCUACGGCCACUGAUUCUGAAACAUUGGACCUGUUGUCUUGUUUUACAAAUUGCCUAUAUUCUCUCUGGGCUGUUUGGUCCUGAGACUAAAGUGCGCGUGUGUGUUUUGUAAUGCUUAAUGGAGUGUUUUUUUGUAAUAUUGUCGUCUUGGCAGAAAUGCUUCUGUGCAGCCAUGAGAUUUUUACAUAUCUGUGUACAUAUAUAACGUCUGACUAAUGCUCAAAAGCAUGUCGCCUAACUUCUGUAAAAAACGUGUUUUACCAUGAGAAUCGUAAGUACGGUAUCGAAACAGACUUUAGGGUUUUUUCAACUAUUGCUAGGUGCAUCAUGUUUUAAAUCAGCUUUACUCUGGUCUGUCUCAACUUUUCAAAUGAAGCCAUAAAAACUCCUGUAAAAACAGAGCAAGGAGUUUCAGCCUAAUUUCAGCCUUUUUUCUUUAAACUGACAAAAACAUUUUACGUCUGUACUCACGCUGCAGAUGUAGCCUAUCACAACUUGCUUAUUGCGACCUUUUGGUUCCUUUUUGUUACGAUAUCCUAUUUUACAAUGUGUGUAUAUAUAUUGAUAAUGUAAGAAAAAGACUACAUAUAUUUUUCUUGUCUGAUUAAUUUUACUGUUCCUAUUUUGUGAAUGAAGUACAUGCCUCCACACAAUUAACGUGAAAAUAAUAAAUGUUUUUUUAAAACUCCA
Molecule: messenger RNA, 11128 nt
Organism: Xyrichtys novacula (pearly razorfish)
Lineage: Eukaryota; Metazoa; Chordata; Actinopteri; Labriformes; Labridae
Source: the annotation of a GenBank genome assembly